AUGGUGUCCUUGAGGAACCUAAUUGCUUGUCUAGCCGGUGCAGCAGUCGCCGCAGCUUUACAUAUUCCAGCAGACUCCGCGUACGCACCAAAGCACGCGACAUGCCCAGCAACACCACUUGUUCGGGGUGCUACCGGCAUCUCUGCCGCUGAAUCCGACUAUAUCACCCGGCGACAUCGCAAGGCUUCAGCAGCCUUGAAGACGUGGUUGAGAUCUGUUGAUGAGGGGUUCGAUUCAGUGAGCAAAGAAUGGCCUGCACACAGCAGCGGAAAAGGUGCGAAAGCGCCUGUCGUUGCGCUUACAUCGAGUGGUGGUGGAUACAGAGCUAUGCUUAGCGGUGCUGGUGUCGUCAAAGCUUUUGAUGGACGUGAGAAAGUCAAGACGGGCGUCAGUGGACUCUAUCAGGCCCUCACCUAUGAAGCAGGUCUCUCCGGCGGGUCUUGGCUUCUAUCGUCUCUCUCAGCGAACGACUACCCGACAAUCAGCUCUCUCCAGAAAAGCCUUUGGGAGGAAGCACUUGAAAGUAGCCUCCUGGUCACUAGUAUUCUGGUCUCGACUCCGAAAGACACCAUUUAUUCCACGGUUGAAGCGAAUGUUAAAGCCAAGCGAGAUGCUGGCUUCGAACCAACCAUUAUCGAUCCUUGGGGUCGACUUCUUGCCUAUGGUCUUCUGUACGGCGUUGACGGAGGCGUCCGUGCCACCCUGUCUGGCCUAACGAAAACCUCCAGCUUCAAGUCCUAUAUGGCACCAUACCCGAUUAUCACGGCUCUCGGAGUCGAGACUGGGUCGUGUAUUCCGGAGGUCAACGCCACACAGUACGAGUUCCAUCCAUAUGAGUUUGGUUCAUGGGAUGCUGGUGUUGCGGCUUUCGCUGUCUCCAAGUAUGUCGGCACGUCCUUCUCCAACGGCCGUCCGAUCAAGAGCUGUAUCACAAACUAUGAUCAGCUCAGCUACGUACUUGGCACAUCUUCCAACGUUUUUGCAGCAGCGUGCACGCCCGUCCCCGCCAAUAAUUCCGCCGAUGCCUCACUAGUACAAAACUUUGCUGCCUUCGUCUCCAAGCCCGGCUCUGACGUCUCCGUGCGCGAGACAUUUGGCCUGUUCCCAAAUCCUUUCCAAGGCCGUCACGAUUCUCCAGAGGUCUCAGGUCUCUCGACUCUAGAGCUCGUUGAUGGCGGCGUGGGUGUUGGCUAUCAGGGCAAUCCGAUUUGGCCGUUCCUAUAUCGGUCGGACGUAGAUGUCAUCAUCGUUAACGAAAACUCGGCCGACACACGCGACAAUUAUCCCGAUGGUACACAAAUCGUCAAUACCUAUAAGGCAGCAGUAGCAGUGGGUUUAAAACGCAUGCCAACGAUCCCUUCCGUGGAGACCUUCGUGACCAAGAAGCUGAACCAGAAGCCGACGUUCUUCGGCUGUCACAGCACGGAGGCGGCCACAAUCAUCUUCAUCCCCAACUUCAACUACACAUUCACAAGCGGCCAGCCGACGUCCAAGAUCCAGUAUCAUCGUAACGAAACCGUAGGAAUGAUAAGCAACGGCGUGGAGGUAGGCAACUAUGGUGGCAAGGACAAUUGGCCGUUGUGUCUAGCGUGCGGUAUUACAAAGAAAAAUGGCAAGAAGCUGCCAGACGGAUGUGCAGCGUGCUUUGAAGAGUAUUGCUUCAAUUAG
Messenger RNA from Paraphaeosphaeria sporulosa, 1668 nucleotides. Its product is annotated as FabD/lysophospholipase-like protein. The transcript has a single exon. NCBI's taxonomy places the organism in Eukaryota, Fungi, Ascomycota, Dothideomycetes, Pleosporales, Didymosphaeriaceae. The coding region runs from base 1 to 1668 and encodes 555 amino acids. Gene Ontology annotation, cellular component: intracellular membrane-bounded organelle; cytosol. Gene Ontology annotation, biological process: glycerophospholipid catabolic process. The record is from RefSeq and is a predicted model, not a curated record. Gene Ontology annotation, molecular function: A2-type glycerophospholipase activity.